This is a messenger RNA of Haplochromis burtoni (Burton's mouthbrooder), 3808 nucleotides long. Its product is annotated as NLR family CARD domain-containing protein 3. NCBI's taxonomy places the organism in Eukaryota, Metazoa, Chordata, Actinopteri, Cichliformes, Cichlidae. The record is from RefSeq and is a predicted model, not a curated record. Gene Ontology annotation, molecular function: protein binding.
AUGGUGGACUCAGGUCUGGUAGGAUACAGCACUUAGUUGUUUUGGGUGUUGGUGUUAGUGUGGCAGACGCAAAGUUCAAGGAGAAGAGACAAUUUGUCUGCUUGGCUGACAAAUAAAACCGGUGAAACUAUGAGACACACUUUGACUUAUUGUGGCUGCAAAAUUUUAAAUUUUGUGUUUUUUGUUUUUUUUUAUCCUUCCCUCUCUGUAACUUCUGCCUUCAUUUUUAAUGCACGUCUCAGGAGUUUGCUGUGGACACUGAGAAGAAUAGUAGCACGUGGAACAAAAGGAAAACAUUUCUACACUGUGAAGUGUUUGGUCAAACUGAGGCACUCGGUAUAAACUGUAGGCAAAAAGUUUCAUUUUUAAAGUUAUGAGCAAACUUUGAUGGAGUGACAUGAAGCACAGUAAAGUAGCUCUUUUUUAUGUUUUUGUGGAUGAAUUUCUUGGCCCAUUUAAAAAUCCUGCCUAUCCUGCCCACUCCAGCCUAGCAGGGGGCAGUAUUACUCCUACAUGUUUAAAAGAAUAAAAGAAGAGUCGUAGCAAGCCUGCAGUGACGUCAUCGCUUCCUGGUUAUUAUUUACUUUCAUUUUAUGGCUUUGUGAAGCUGCAGAUUGUCUCCGUGUAGAGGUUUCUGUGCUUCAGCUGACUCUGUGAUGUCGCUGUGUGAGAACAAAGUGGAGCUUCCUCCUCCCUCUAAAGCCACUCUGUGUGGAGACGAGAUCACCAAAGCUCAGAGCCCAGAGAAGCAGCACAGACCCCACACAGCCCACCGUGAACCUGAACCCAGCUGUAUGUCCGUGAUGAGCGACCAAUCAAAUGAGCGCUAUAUUGAUUUCCAACAAGGAGCACAGGAAACAAAGAUACGUCAGAGAAAACAAUCUCCUAAACCUGAACUCGUCUGUGUGUCCACGAUGAGCAGCAGCUCAAAUGAGCGAUAUAUUGAUUUCAAACAAGCACCAGUGGAGACAAGACCCAGCUGUGUGUCAAUGAUGAGCGACCAGUCCAAUGAGCGACAUAUUGACUUCAAACAAGGAUCACAAGACACAAAUAAACAUCGGAGAAAAAAACCUCCUAAACCUGAACCCGUCUGUGUGUCCAUGAUGAGCAGCAGCUCAAAUGAGCGAUAUAUUGAUUUCAGCCGAGAUACAGAGAACAGUCAGAACCUGCCUGCUAAUGAAGGCUGGUUAUCCUUCAUAAAGAACUGGAUCAUGGAUGCGAUCGUGAAUUUAUUACAAAGAUUAUUUGUGAAACAGUUACAACAGAUACCAGCAUCUUCUGAACCUGAUUCAUCAGCACCCACAACGUGCGAUGAAUCUGUUCUUCAUAACUCCAGCGAUGAACUCGACUCUGUUAACGAGGCAUUUGACAAGGAAAGUACAGAGGCUCCAAGUGAUCAGCCUGCCCAGCAGCAUCAAUCACAUCCGGACUCAGUCUUUAUGCGGCUGGAGGACAACAUUAUCACUUUUGUGAAAAAUGAGCUGAAGAAGAUCCAGAAGAUGUUGUUUCCAGAUAACUCAGAGAGUCAGAUGGAGGAAGAGAUGCUGCUGGGGGGCGAGGGUGAAGAACACAAGAACAGAGAGGCAUUGGUGAAGCUCGCCCUGCAUUUCCUGAGGAAAAUGGAACAGAACGGCAUGGCUGACUAUCUGCAGAACAAACUUUUUGCUCCACAAUGUCAACGUAAACUUAAAAGUAAUCUGAAGAAGAAGUCCCAGUGUGUGUUUGAGGGGAUCGCUAAAGCAGGAAACCCAACCCUUCUGAAUCAGAUCUACACAGAGCUCUACAUCACAGAGGGAGGGACUGCAGAAGUCAAUAAUGAACAUGAGGUCAGACAGCUCGCAACAGCAUCCAGGAAGCCAGACAGAUCAGAAACAACAAUCAGACGAGAAGACAUCUUUAAAAAGUCACCUGGAAGAGAUGAACCAAUCAGAACAGUGCUGACAAAAGGAGUGGCCGGCAUUGGGAAAACAGUCUUAAUUCAAAAGUUUACACUAGACUGGGCUGAAGAACAAGCUAACCAGGACAUCCAGUUUACAUUUCCAUUUACAUUCAGAGAGCUGAAUGUGUUGAAAGAGAAAAAGUUCAGCUUGGUGGGACUUGUUCAUCACUUCUUUACUGAAACCAAAAAAGCAGGAAUUUACUGGUUUGAACACUUCCAAGUUGUGUUCAUCUUGGAUGGUCUGGAUGAAUGUCGACUUCCUCUGGACUUCCACCACAGUAAAACUCUAACUGAUAUUACACAGUCCGCCUUAGUGGGUGUGCUUCUUACAAACCUCAUCAGGGGGAAUCUGCUUCCCUCCGCUCAUGUCUGGAUAACCACACGGCCUGCAGCAGCCAGUCAGAUUCCUCCUAAGUUUGUUCAGAUGGUGACAGAAGUCAGAGGGUUCACCGAUGAACAGAAGGAGGAGUACUUCAGGAAGAGAUUCAGAGAUGAGGAACAGGCCAGCAGGAUCAUCUCCCACAUCAAAUCAUCACGAAGCCUCCACAUCAUGUGCCAUAUCCCAGUCUUCUGCUGGAUCACUGCUACUGUUCUGGAGAAUAUGUUGAAAACCAGAGAGGGAGGAAUAUUACCUAAGACUCUGACUGAGAUGUACAUCUAUUUCCUGGUGGUUCAGUCCAAAGUAAGGAAGAUCAAGUAUGAUGGUGGUGCUGAGACAGAUUGUCACUGGGGUCCAGAAAGCAAGAAGAUGAUUGAAUCUCUGGGAAAACUGGCUUUUGACCAGCUAGAGAAAGGAAACCUGAUCUUUUAUGAAUCAGACCUGACGGAGUGUGGCAUCGAUAUCAAAGCAGCCUCAGUGUGCUCAGGAGUGUUCACACAGAUCUUUAAAGAGGAAAAGGGGCUAUAUCAGAACCCAGUGUUCUGCUUCAUCCAUCUGAGCGUUCAGGAGUUUCUGGCUGCUCUUCAUGUCCAUCUGGUCUUCAUCAACUCUGGAGUCAGCGUGCUACCAGAGGAACAAACAGCAUCUCAGACAUCUGAAACGCCUAAAAAUAAGAUUGUAAAAACAGACUUCUACCAACGUGCUGUGGACAAUGCUUUGCAGAGUCCAAAUGGACACCUGGACUUGUUCCUCCGCUUCCUCCUGGGUCUUUCAUUGCAGUCAAAUCAGGAUCUUCUAAAAGGCCUGCAGACACAGACAGAAAGCAGUUCAGAAAUCAAUCAAAAAACAGUCCAGUACAUUAAGAUGAAGAUAAGUGAGAAUCUGUCUGCAGAAAAAAGCAUCAAUCUGUUCCACUGUCUCAAUGAACUGAAUGACCGUUCUCUAGUGGAGGAGAUCCAACAGUCCCUGAGUUCAAGAACCCUCUCUGUGGAUAAACUGUCUACUGCCCAGUGGUCAGCUCUGGUCUUCAUCUUACUGUCAUCAGAAAAUGAUCUGGAUGAGUUUGUCCUGAAGAAAUACUCUGCUUCGGAGGAGGCUCUUCUGAGGCUGCUGCCAGUGAUCAAAGCCUCCAAAAAAGCCAUACUGACUGACUGUAACCUCUCAAAGACAAGCUGUGAAGCUCUGACUUCAGUUCUCAGUAACCCAGUCUCUAGUCUGCUUGAGCUAGACCUGAGUAACAACACACUGCAGAAUUCUGGGGUGAAAGCAUUUUCUGUUGAACUGGGGAGCCCACACUGGAAACUGGAAACUCUAAGACUGUCAGGCUGUCAGAUUACAGAGGAUGGCUGUAGGUAUCUUGUCUCAGCUCUUAACUCUAACCUUACCCACUUGAAAGAACUGGACUUGAGCUACAAUAAUCCAGGGGACUCAGGAGUACAACUGUUGUCAGAUGGACUAGAGCAUUCGUUACAAAAGUUAGAAACUCUGAG